AUGCUCGAGUCUUCGCCAAUGGCAUUCUUCUGGGGCCGCAACAAGCCUAAGUCGGACCUUGUAAAGCCAGCCAAAGACCUUCUCAACAGGUUGCGUCAGCCUCCAAAAUUGCAGAAGUCGGAGGAAGAAGUGGCCAAGCUGCUGGCCCAGAUGAAGCUCGUACUGACGGGGACUCAAGAAACCGACAGCAACCCUGAAUCAGUCUUACAGCUCAUCACCUCCAUGAUCCAAGAGGAUUUUCUCUAUGUCCUCGCUUGUAGCAUCCAUCUUCUCUCCUUCGAGUCUCGUAAAGACUCCCAGGCUAUAUUCUCAUACGUCCUGCGCUUCAGACCCCCCGGUAGCACGGCUGAGGACUCGCCCGCCUUGUCCUACGUGAUCAACGACAGACCUGAGGUGGUCAUUGAGCUAUGCCGGGGUUAUAACAAUAAGGAGAGCGCAAUGCCGUGUGGAGCAGUGCUAAGGGAAGUACUGAAGCACGAGCUCAUCGUUAGUAUUAUAUUGUACGAUCAAUCUCUAGAGGACCAGCUCGAUACGAAGAUCGAUGAGAUAGCCUAUUUGGACGUACCUCAAUCAGGAGACGGGGUGUUCUGGAAAUUCUUCGACUGGAUCGAUGGAGGAGCAUUUGAAGUUAGCGCGGAUGCGUUUACGACUUUCAGGGACAUUCUGACCAAACACAAGCCCCAAGUGUCCCAGUACCUAAUGACCAACUUUGACCUCUUCUUCAGGCGAUACAAUACUAUUUUGGUUGAAUCGAGCUCCUAUGUUACGAAGAGGCAAUCGAUCAAGUUGCUAGGAGAGAUCCUCCUCGAUAGGGCAAACUACAAUGUUAUGACCGCAUACGUCGACAGGGGAGAUCACCUGAAAUUAUGUAUGAAUCUGUUGCGGGACGACAGAAAAAUGGUGCAGUACGAGGGAUUCCAUGUAUUCAAGGUCUUCGUUGCGAACCCGCAUAAGUCAGACGCGGUCAAGAGAAUUCUCACGCAAAAUCGAGAACGCCUGCUCAGGUUCCUACCUGGCUUCUUGGCAGACCGAACAGAAGACGAGCAGUUCACGGACGAGAAAAGCUUUCUCAUACGUCAAAUAGAGACCUUGCCUCCGCCCGCUUGA
Letharia columbiana is the source of this 1107-nucleotide messenger RNA. RefSeq lists its product as uncharacterized. Gene Ontology annotation, biological process: intracellular signal transduction. NCBI's taxonomy places the organism in Eukaryota, Fungi, Ascomycota, Lecanoromycetes, Lecanorales, Parmeliaceae. The coding region runs from base 1 to 1107 and encodes 368 amino acids. The transcript is spliced from 5 exons. Gene Ontology annotation, molecular function: protein serine/threonine kinase activator activity. The record is from RefSeq and is a predicted model, not a curated record.